AAAGAUUAAGAAAGGAUAUUAAUGGAGAGAGGAAUGAACAAUGGGCAAUCACUCUGGCACUCUCAGUCACCGAAAACUCCAACGACGAUGCUAGAUCGGGCUCUUUCCUCUCGCCGUCCUCACUCCGACGCCGAUCUCUCUGCUUCCGGCGAAUCUGGAACCGACGAAUCUAAAACCAAACGGCCACACAUCUACCUCCUUGCUUCCAAUUUCCUAUCUCGGAUCGGUCAUCAGUGGUGGCCUUGUCUCAUUCUCGCUCUCCUCUUCCUCGUCCUUCUCUUCCUCAUCUCCGUCGCUUUCCAUUCUCACAGCUUUGUUUGCAUCUCCCGCUUCGAUCCCGCUGCUCGGAUCGGGUUUUUCGGUCUUGACGGGCUUGAAUCGGAUUUUGGUGCCCUAGGUGUUCCUUGGUGCAGAUCGAAACAUGGAAAAGAAGUUGAGUGGACAUCCAAAGAUUUACUCAAGGGUCUAGAAGAGUUUGUGCCUAUAUAUGAAACACGGCCGAUUAAGAACAACAUGUAUGGAAUGGGUUUUGAUCACAGCUUUGGGUUAUGGUUCAUGGCCCGUUGGCUAAAGCCAGAUCUGAUGAUUGAGAGUGGUGCUUUUAAGGGACAUUCCACUUGGGUUCUGCGUCAGGCGAUGCCAGAUACACCUAUGAUCUCACUUACUCCCAGGCACCCUGAGAAGUACCUGAGAAAGGGACCUGCCUAUGUGGAUGGAAACUGCACAUACUUUGCUGGCAAAGAUUUUGUUGAUUUUGGAAGUGUUGAUUGGAAAAAUGUGUUGAGAAAACACGGAAUAACAGAUCUCAGCCGUGUUAUUGUCUUCUUUGAUGACCAUCAGAAUGAGCUCAAAAGGCUAAAGCAGGCACUAAAAGCUGGUUUCCGACAUCUCAUUUUCGAGGAUAAUUAUGAUACAGGAACCGGGGAUCACUAUUCCCUGAGACAGAUAUGUGAUCAGUCAUAUAUAAGAGGAGGCGGGCACAGCUGUUUCAAAGACAGCGAUGAAGCUAGGAUGAGAUCAAAGAGGAAGAAGUUCUGGGAAAAAGCAGUUGAUACAGAGGAACUGUGCGGACCAGGGGAAACAUGGUGGGGAGUUAAAGGAGAAAUGAGAGACGAUUUCAACCACACCAACACACCGAUCUCAUACAAUCAGCAUUUUCAAAACAGUCGCUACGUUGAAUCGAUUCUCGACGUCUAUUGGGAGCUACCUCCAGUUGCAGGACCUUCAUUAACCCAUCAAUCGCGAUAUGACCCAGCUCGUGCAACUCCACCGAUAGUAGCAGAUGGCAAGCACCGUUUGUUCCAACGAAUCGGUUUAGGUCGGCUUGAUAAGUCAGUGUUCAAUGGGUAUACUCAAAUGAGAUGGAGGAACACGGCUCUACUCGUUAUCGAUAUGCAGAAGGAUUUCAUAGAGGAAAGUUCAAUGAUUCGAGUGAAAGGAGGAAAAUCUAUAGUUCCUAAUGUUAUUAGAGUCGUUGAACUCGCGAGGCAGCAUGGUAUUCUCGUAAUUUGGGUUGUUAGGGAACAUGAUCCUCGAGGAAGAGAUGUUGAGAUAUUCAGGCGUCAUCAUUACAAUUCUGAUCAAGUCGGACCAACUGUUAAAGGCACUGUAGGAGCAGAAUUAGUUGAUGGAUUGAUCAUCAAGGAAGAAGAAGACUAUAAGAUUGUGAAAACUCGUUUUAGCGCCUUUUUUAGUACCAAUCUUCAUUCCUUCUUGCAAACUUCUGGGGUUACCAAGUUAGUGAUUGCUGGUGUUCAAACGCCGAAUUGUAUCCGGCAAACGGUUUUUGAUGCAGUGGAGCUGGAUUAUCCAAAUGUGACUGUUAUUACAGAUGCCACAGCUGCUGCAACACCAGAGAUCCAUACUGCGAAUAUUCUUGACAUGAAGAAUAUAGGAGUCAAGACUCCUACAUUACAUGAGUGGUCCGAAGAACUUGCUUGAGAAUUCACAUCACAAAUAUCAUCCUAAGAAGUCCUUUUAUCUUUCUUUUUCUUGUUUGUACAUGUAAUAAAGAAAAUAUUAAAUC
Arabidopsis arenosa is the source of this 2026-nucleotide messenger RNA. The record is from the annotation of a GenBank genome assembly. NCBI's taxonomy places the organism in Eukaryota, Viridiplantae, Streptophyta, Magnoliopsida, Brassicales, Brassicaceae.